AUGAGGUACGUAAAGCCUUUGAGCUUGUUCCAAGACUUGGUUAGGGGCAAUGCUCUCGAACGUGGGCGUUUGCUUGGUUUGGACGUCGGCGACAAGUACGUCGGCGUAGCUGUAUCAGACAUUCAUAACAAGAUUGCUUCACCUUUAAGCGUUCUGCUUCGGAAGAAAUCUACACUUGAUAUGAUGGCCGAUGAUUUUCAGAGUUUGAUCUCUGAACUUUCUCUGGAGGGCUUCAUUGUUGGAUACCCUUUCGACAGACAGAGACGCAGUCCUGAUGCUGUCCAAGUGAAUCUUUUCAUUGAUGACCUCUCUGCGACAAGAAAACUUGAAGGCUUAAAAUAUACGUAUUGGGAUGAGGGCUUUACAUCAAAGAAUGUGGAAUUACUCUUAAGGCCUUUGAAUUUGCAUCCAGUUACGUCCAAGACAAUUAUUGACAAGUUUGCUGCUGUUGGUAUACUCCAGGGGUACCUGGAUUAUGUUAAUAGGAAGCAGAAGUCUGUAACCGCUUAG
This is a messenger RNA of Prunus armeniaca (apricot), 510 nucleotides long. The record is from the annotation of a GenBank genome assembly. Lineage: Eukaryota; Viridiplantae; Streptophyta; Magnoliopsida; Rosales; Rosaceae.